GAAAGGGAGACUCCCCUGUGUCGCCCAGUAGGGCCCACAGUCUCCGCUGCAGCCAAGCAGAAUCGGUUAGGCAAAAGUUGCCUCUCCCGGAGACAUUCUUGCCCUGCCCAGAAGAGGAUCAGGAAGCCCAGGGAUGAAAGGUGCCAGGUUGCUGCCUAUGGCUUGGCCUGUGGCUGAGAAGUUCUGGUGGGAAUCAAGCAUGGAAUGGCAGGGCUCAUCGGGGUGUCCUUCUGCAGCUAAAACUGCCUCCUUCCAGGAUGCUGUGCGCAUGCUCAACACCCUGCAGACGAAUGCCAGCUACUUGGAGCAGGUAAAACGCCAAAGGAGCGACCCUCAGGCACAGCUGGAAGCCAUGGAGAUGUACCUGACACGGAGUGGGCUGCAGGUGGAGGACUUGAACCGGCUGAACAUCAUCCACGUCACUGGGACCAAAGGGAAGGGCUCCACUUGUGCCUUCACGGAGCGAAUCCUGAGGAAUUAUGGCCUGAAGACUGGAUUCUUUAGUGCCCACCAACUGAAGCCACCACUGCACCACCAGGUGCGUGAGCGGAUCCGUCUCAACGGGCAGCCCAUCAGCCCUGAGCUCUUCACCCAGCACUUCUGGCGCCUUUACCACCGCCUGGAGGAGACCAAGGAGGACAGCCACGUCUCUAUGCCCGCCUACUUCCGCUUCCUCACACUCAUGGCCUUCCAUGUCUUCCUCCAAGAGAAGGUGGACCUGGCAGUGGUGGAAGUGGGCAUCGGCGGGGCUUAUGACUGCACUAACAUCAUCAGGAAGCCUGUGGUGUGUGGAGUGUCUUCCCUUGGCAUUGACCACACUAGCCUUCUGGGGGACACGAUGGAGAAGAUCGCAUGGCAGAAAGGGGGCAUCUUUAAGCAUGGUGUCCCUGCUUUCACUGUGCUGCAGCCGGAAGGUCCCCUGGCCGUGCUGAGAGAGCGAGCUCAUCAGAUCUCAUGUCCUCUUUACCUAUGCCCACCCCUGGAAGCCCUGGAGGAGGGCGGGCCACCACUGACCCUGGGCCUAGAGGGAGAACACCAGCAGUCCAACGCGGCCUUGGCCUUGCAGCUGGCGCAUUGCUGGCUGCAGCAGCAGGACCACCUGGACAUCCAGGAGCUGAAGGGAUCCAGGCUGAGUGUUCCACACCAGCUGCCCCUGGCACCUGUGUUCCAGCUCACAUCCCACAUGCGACACGGGCUCCGUGAUGCAGAGUGGCCUGGUCGGACACAGGUGCUGCGACGCGGAUCCCUCAUCUGGUACCUCGACGGUGCCCACACCACCAGCAGUAUGCAGGCCUGUGUGCGCUGGUUCCGCCAAGCAGUGCAUGGCAGAGAGCAGCCCAGCAGUGGGCUCGAGGUCCGUGUCUUGCUCUUCAACUCCACCGGGGACAGGGACCCCGCGGCCCUGCUGAAGCUGCUACAGUCCUGCCACUUUGACUAUGCUGUCUUCUGCCCCAACCUGACCGAGGUGUCACCCACAGAUAACGCAGAUCAGCAGAACUUCACGGUGACUCUGGACCAGGUGCUGCUCCGCUGCCUCCAGCACCAGCAGCACUGGAGUUUCCUGGCUGCGGAGCGGGCCAGCCUGGUGCCCGACGGGUCAGCCUCCCUGCUGCUGGCGCCCCACCCCGGCAGCCCAUGCUCCCUCGUCUUCAGCUGCAUCUCUCACGCCUUGCAGUGGAUCAGCCAGGGCCGGGACCCCAUCUUUCAGCCCCCCAGCCCUUCCAAGGGCCUCCUCAGCCACCCCACGGCCAGCAGUGGUGCCAGCAUUCUCCGGGAGGCUGCUGCCAUCCACGUGCUGGUCACUGGCAGCCUGCACCUGGUGGGUGGCGUCCUGAAGCUGCUGGACCCCUCCCUGUCCCAGUAGUCACGGUGGUGUGGUUGAAGAGGAAAUCUCCCAGCCCUGCCUUCUCGCCACAGACGUACACCAGGUGCCUUGAGGUUUCUGCUGUCUGGGCUCUGGCCUAGGGCCCUGAGCUCUAGGUGGAGGAGUAGAGGGCCAGGAGAAGCUCUGCACUUUGGUCUCUCCUUCCUCUGGCCAAGGCAGCAGGGGACUUGGGGGUCUCCACCACUGUAGUAGUCUCCUCACCACCUGCCUGCCUCCUGGCUCAGGCCCAGCUUAUGGGUGAGCUGCCUGACCAGCCUACCGUCCUUCUGCAGGCUGGGCCAGAGACUUCCUCAUCCCAGUGCCUUCUGAGAAGGAAGAGGAUCCCUGCCUAAGACUCUGUAUGGACACAGGGUGGCUGGAAUGAAUUAAAGCUUUUAAAGCUUUU
Messenger RNA from Jaculus jaculus (lesser Egyptian jerboa), 2270 nucleotides. It is a transcript of the gene Fpgs, whose product is annotated as folylpolyglutamate synthase. Gene Ontology annotation, molecular function: ATP binding; tetrahydrofolylpolyglutamate synthase activity. Gene Ontology annotation, biological process: tetrahydrofolylpolyglutamate biosynthetic process. Bases 134 to 1864 code for a protein of 576 amino acids. NCBI's taxonomy places the organism in Eukaryota, Metazoa, Chordata, Mammalia, Rodentia, Dipodidae. Gene Ontology annotation, cellular component: mitochondrion; cytosol; cytoplasm. The transcript is spliced from 16 exons. The record is from RefSeq and is a predicted model, not a curated record.